This is a messenger RNA of Exophiala bonariae, 1929 nucleotides long. RefSeq lists its product as uncharacterized. Gene Ontology annotation, biological process: proteolysis. Lineage: Eukaryota; Fungi; Ascomycota; Eurotiomycetes; Chaetothyriales; Herpotrichiellaceae. The record is from RefSeq and is a predicted model, not a curated record. The transcript has a single exon. Gene Ontology annotation, molecular function: serine-type endopeptidase activity. The coding region runs from base 1 to 1929 and encodes 642 amino acids.
AUGCCUCAAGGUUUGUUGACGGCGGAGUCCCUUGCGGAUAUAGCUAUUCCUGAGCACCUUCGGAUCUCGCCCGAUGGAAAACAAGUUGCCUACGUGUUGAAACCCUCGUCACGAUCGACUGAACAUCCAAAAUCAUCGAUAUGGAUAGCUGCCAUUGGAGUGAGUCAUUCUGCGAUACAGAUCACCUUCGGGCUGUUUCAAGAUACGCAGGUCGAAUGGACACCUGACGGCAACAUAUCCUUUCUCUCUGAUCGACAAAAUCGUGGCAAGUUAUCCUCUCUGUUUUUCCUCAAGCUGGACUCAGCAAAUAGAGAGCCGCAAGCAAUCUCCCCAACGAACAUGCUACAAGAGAUUAUCUCUUACUCCUGGAGUCCGAAUGGUCGCUACAUUGCUUAUCUCAAGUGCAAAGAAAUUGAGCAGAAGGGCGAAUACAAGGCCAAGGGGGGAAGUAACAUCAAUGUCUACGGCCAAAAUUGGAGAUUUGCAACACUGAGAUGUUUCGACAUCGAAACAGGUUUUGCCAGGACCAUUGUGGAAAAGGAGAGUCAUGUAACAGGAUUCUCCUGGGAUCGAGAUUCCUCACGUAUUGUCUAUGUAACGCAAGACAACCCCGAGCCAGAUUCACCAGGUUUCAAUGGGUCCAAAUUCGAACAGAUCGAAUUGUCCACGGGACAUAGUCACCAUGUUGCCGAGUUUCCCGGCCCGACAGCAGAUCUCGUUUGGGAAGGCACGAAUAUUUACUUCAGGGCAGGAGUAAUACCCGAGCAUGCGAGCACUUCUUGGAUGACUUACAUGCUUCAAUUGGAUCAGCGACAAUGGUCAAAACAUGCCUAUGGUGACGAUGUUUGUGCAGCCCGGAUCCGCCGAAGUGGCUGCGAGUCCGUAGUAGUAUUGGUUGAGUCGGGUUUACACGAUCAGCUACAUCUCAACAAUAAACAACUGCUCUACAGUGGCUUACACCAGAUCGAGGACUGGGAUGUGCGAUCAAUCAACAAUGACGAGCAUGUCAUUGCAUUUACUAGGAGUGCAGGCGGCUAUUCGACGCAGGUGUUCUCCGUUCAUGCUGGCGACUUAUGUCAGCUCUCUCGACAUAACUCUUUCAAAUCCCCUGUGCAAGUCGAGCCAUUUUACUUCCACGGCGAUGACGGAGCUGCUCUUGACGGAGUUUUCCUUACACCGGAGACAAAUGACAGAUUGAAGUCAUGGCCCACAGUUGUUAUACCACAUGGCGGCCCAUACAAUCGUACCACCAUCACCUUCGACGUACCAUACUACCAUUUCGGGCCAUGGCUAGCUUCUAAUGGGUAUGCAGUACUCUGCCCGAAUUAUCGUGGAGGCAGUUCUCAUGGACAAAAGCACGCUUCAGCGGCUCGAGGCGGGAUGGGUACCAUCGACUACUCGGACAUAAUUGCUGCAGUAAAGACUGGUAUUUCGAGGCAGCUCAUCGACCCUGGCCGCACAAUCAUCGCAGGAUGGUCGCAGGGAGGAUAUCAUGCCUACCUUGCGGCAACGAGAAACGAUUUCCCUUUUCGUGGUGCCAUCUGUGGUGCAGGUGUGACUGACUUGGAUAUGCUGGUGAUGACUUCGUGCCAUCCUUGGUAUGAGACUGAUCUUGCAGGAAUGGCCCCUUGGGAUUCCGAUUUGACUGAUACACGAAAUCGAUCUCGCAGUCCGACGUGGGCUCUCAAGAAAUUGUCAGACGAUAUGCGCUCGGGAGUGAAUCCUAUGCCGAUCCUGAUCCUGCAUCCAGAGAACGAUCAAACUGUACCGGUAUCACAGGCUUUAUCCUUCCAUCGCGGAUGUUUAUUGCAUGGCAUCCCUUGUGAGCUCGUGACAUAUCCGGAUGAAGACCACGUUGUCGAGCAGCGAAGUCAUCGCAUCGAUAUGCUGGAACGCAUCCUGGCAUUCUGUAAGCUCCACCUGGCUUGA